This is a messenger RNA of Ipomoea nil (Japanese morning glory), 1869 nucleotides long. Its product is annotated as zinc finger BED domain-containing protein RICESLEEPER 2-like. NCBI's taxonomy places the organism in Eukaryota, Viridiplantae, Streptophyta, Magnoliopsida, Solanales, Convolvulaceae. Bases 1 to 1869 code for a protein of 622 amino acids. Gene Ontology annotation, molecular function: protein dimerization activity; DNA binding. The transcript has 7 exons. The record is from RefSeq and is a predicted model, not a curated record.
AUGGAAAAUAUCAUAGAGUCUGGUAGUCAACCUUCCAACUCUUCACUUCAUGGAUCUACAGUGGUGGAAGCUCAGACUGUUGAGAUAAAUAAUGAUCAACAGAAUGUGCAACCUACUGUUGCGGUUCUUCCGAAGAAAAGGAAGGUAGUUGAAUCCAGAUCUCCUGUGUGGGAUCAUUUUGAAAAGAUUGUUGAUGAGAAUAAUGUUACUGUUGAGGACACAAGGCAAUCACUUCUGACCUUUCAAGCUGUUACCAAUUCUGAUGCAUCUCCUGCUACUGUUGAUUUGUUGAAGGUCCUGGAUUUAGGAAGUUCAUUCAUACAGUUCAUUCUGGUAUGUUGUCCUAGGUUUAAGAUUCCAUCAAGAUGGACAAUUAGUAGGGAUAUCAAUUUGAUUUAUGAAGAGGAAAGGCUCAAGUUGAAGUGCAUGUUUAGGGGAAACACUCAAAGAGUCAGUAUUACUACUGACACUUGGACUUCUAUUCAGAGAAUUAACUACAUGGUAGUUACUGCUCACUUUAUAGAUGAAGAGUGGAGGCUAAAUAAAAAAAUUAUUUCAUUUGUCCCUGUCACAUCACACAAAGGUGAGUCUGUUGCAAAAUCCCUUGAAAACUGUUUGCUGGAUUGGGGUAUUAGAAAUGUCUACACUAUUACAGUGGACAAUGCAUCAUCAAAUGACACUGCCCUAGGUUUUUUAAAAAAGAAAUUGAUGUCUUGGGGAACAUCUACUGUGAAGGGCAAGUACAUUCACAUGAGAUGCAUUGCCCAUAUUUUGAAUUUAGUUGUGCAAGAUGGGCUAAAACAGUGUGAUGAUUCUGUGAAGAAGGUUAGGGAUGCUGUAAGGUAUGUGAGAAGUUCACCUGCUAGACUUAAGAAAUUUAAGGACUUGUCUGAAUGGCUUGGGAUUGAAAAGAAAUCUUCUCUGUGUCUAGAUGUUCCAACCAGAUGGAACUCUACAUAUCUUAUGUUACAAUCUGCAGUAUUUUAUGAGAAAGUGUUUUAUUCACUUGAAGAAAGUGAUUCUUCCUUCAAAUCAGAUUUAGGUGAUUCUAUUCCUAACUUUCUUGAUUGGGAGUCUGUGAAGAGUUUGGUGAAUCUGUUGAAGUGUUUUUAUGAUAUGACAAUAAGAAUUUCAGCUGGUGGUUCUGUGAAAUUGAUGGGGGAAACUAUGAAGGUUAAAUUUGAAAAGUAUUGGGGGGAUAUAGCUAAGAUGAACUUGAUGAUAUUCUUUGCAAACAUUCUUGACCCCAGGGACAAAUUAGAGUACAUGCCAGCACAGAUCUUACACAUGUAUGGUGAGUUAAAAGGUAAAACCUACUAUGAGAAAGUGGUUGCAGCUUUUACAGAGUUGUUUGAUGAUUAUGCUGCCUCUGUUGUCCCUAUUGCUCCUGUGAUUCCUUCUACUGUUGUCCCUACUGUUUCUGUCAUCUCUUCUACUGAUUCUUCACAGUCUAAUGUUGGGAAGCCCCAGGGUUUGUUAAAGUCCCAGAUUAAGAAACAAAGAAUGGAGAGUGGGGGAAAGAAAAAAACUGAGUUGGAAAUUUACCUUGCUGAGGCAUUAGUUGAAGAAGAAUCUUCUUUUGACAUACUUAGAGCAUCAACUCCGUUCCUGUGGGCUUUUGAGGAGCGGGAGAAAUUUACAUCAGGGAGGGUUUUAGAUCCUUUUAGGAGUUCUUUAACUCCUAAAAUUGUGGAAGCUCUGGUUUGUACUCAGGAUUGGCUUAGACUGCCUAAUACCCCUAUAUCAAUUGAGGAAAAUCUGGAGGAAUUGGAGAGAUUUGAACAAGAAUUGGGUGCUGAUGGUGAGAGUGGAGCUGGGAGGAUUGGUGGUUCUACACUUCCUACGAUUCCUGAAGAAGAAGAACAGUAG